This is a messenger RNA of Temnothorax curvispinosus, 2099 nucleotides long. Its product is annotated as GTPase-activating protein and VPS9 domain-containing protein 1-like. The coding region runs from base 1245 to 1700 and encodes 151 amino acids. The record is from RefSeq and is a predicted model, not a curated record. NCBI's taxonomy places the organism in Eukaryota, Metazoa, Arthropoda, Insecta, Hymenoptera, Formicidae. Gene Ontology annotation, molecular function: small GTPase binding; guanyl-nucleotide exchange factor activity. Gene Ontology annotation, biological process: vesicle-mediated transport. The transcript is spliced from 4 exons. Gene Ontology annotation, cellular component: endocytic vesicle; cytosol.
ACAUCCUUGAAUACCAAUCCGUUUCAAUCGUUUUCAGUCGGUGUAAUCGUUAUAAAUCCGUGAUUUCCGGAUCAAGAAUCCAGAUUCAUGCGGAUUCAAAAUUUUUAAUCGGAUUCAAUCGGUCAUUCUUAGCAGGGCAUGUGGCAACGCCGCGCCGUGUAGUGUUUCUUUCCACAGCACUAUUCUUUUGCAAGCAAAUCUCCCGUUAUCGAAAUUGUUUGUUACCUUCCAUUAUUUUUCAACAUAAACACAAUACAUAACCUCACUCAAACACAUGGCACUGCUGGCAUGAUAGCUGCCUACAGCGAAGAGAUGCAAUGUCGCGACAUUUCUCUUGUACGAAUGUCAACUGAAGUCAAAUCUUGAACUGUUUACAUUUAUCAGUAGAUAAAUUGAUACGUCAUCGAAUGAAAAGUUACAUUAUAAAAUCAGUAAAUAUACAAGUGUCUAGAAUAUAUCCAUAAAAAUGGUUUUUCUUAAAAUAAAUUUUAGGCCUUAUAUUGACUCAUAUGGUACAUGGCCCAAUCACCUUAAUAGCGCUUUGAACAUGCAUCGGAACGCGGCCUAAUUUGAUUGGCUCACCCCUAGGUUCGCCAUUUUGCCCACCCUACAAGUUUCCAGACCUGUAUGUAAGACCGUGGUCUGCAAUCAGAAUUAAUAUGAACGUUUUAAAAAUUAUUUUAUACUGAAAUAAAUAAAUAUACAGGCUAAUAAGCCUGUAGCUAUAAGCGAUAGUUGCUAAUUAAGUUUGUCACUCAUAUUUCCAUCUUGCAGAGGACCUCCGUAACGAGAUCAAAGAUGUACACCAGCUGUGCAGGGUGAAGAGGUUAUCUCAAACGCCCUUAAUUGGGCCACAGUCCAAUUAAGAGCGACUCAAAUGCUAGUUAGCUAAGUCUAACUAGCUCAUCUUCAUGAAACUUUACGUUGCGUGCGUCUAUUUAAUGACGAUGGAUGUAGAAAGCUCUUCAAAUCACUUCGAGAGGAUUAUCAAAAGCGAUCUCCUUAUAUCGCAUAUUUAAUCAGAUGUCGUCAGGGAUUGCUGUCGACAUUAGCUCACUUAGAUAGAUUAUGCGUGCGAGUUAUGUGCGAUCGGGAUGCUAUCAAUAAUCAUCUUGUAUCCGUUUGUGUGAGGGUAUUUUUGGAAAAAAAGAAAGCUUUCCUCCUGCGAAGAGUUUAAAAAGCUUACGCUAGCUGACGAGAAACAGGAUCUCGUGGAUAAUUUUCUAGGGAAAGUCCACGUGGAAAUGGACAACGAUCCGAUUUGGCAAUCGGCAAGCGCCAACCAGUUAGAUUUGGCGAGAGUCGUGGUGGAAAGAACCGUCAUGGCACGGGUAUACCACAAUGCGCUCUAUCUAAAUGAAGAUGGAGAUGUAUAUAGGGACCAGCUUUUUCACGGUCAUAUCAAUAAGUUGGCAAAGGUCGUAACUUCAAAUCACAGGGACCUACGCAUUUCAAAAGUUUAUCAUUACGAAUGCCCCUGGUCAUGGGCGCAGGCUGAAUUGACUGUGAUAUCGGCGUAUAAGACUCCUAGGGAUAAGUUGCAGUGUGUAUUUUGUUGCGCGACUACCAUCAUGAAUCUCUUCUCCAUGGCAUCGGAAAGAGGCAUACCUGCUGCCGACGAUCUGACUCCCGUGCUGGUCUACAGGUAUGUCAUAAUCAAGACUAAUUCGCCGUCGUUGUAUCGACUGUUCAAUAUGUAGACAGCUUUUACGGGAAUCGAUUGGAGGGAGAAGAACAAUAUUGGUGGACGCAGUUCUGCGCCGCGAUCGAGUUAAAACAAUGGAUUAACAGUUUCUCAAGAGUAUCACGAUAAAUAAGAUUAGAUUCGAUGCUGGUGAUAAUGUAGAAAUGUAUCAUAAUCAUAAUUUGACGAUUUCAUAAAGAAGAAGACCAAUAUCUUGUGUAAAGCUAGCUAAACAGUUUUAUGCUUCCAGUAUCAAUUAAAAUUCUUAAAUAGCCUCUUAAAUAGUCUAACUGUUAGUUCUUUCGCACGUUAUUAUGUAACAUUAGCAAAGACUGAAUCAGAUUAUACGUAAAGUGUGGCUUUAUCUUUAUUUGUAACUCUAUUGUACAAUGUCACAGGACAUCGAAAAAAAAAA